CAGUUUUGAUCAACGUAGGUUUAGUUUUGCGAAAAAUCCAUUUUUCACGCGAAAAUUCCUCCCAAACUGUAAUACUCGUUUGGAUAAGUGUUCGCGAGUGUGUUUCCCACAAAUUGCACCGAAAAUGAAGCUGUUAAAUGGCAAUAAAAGGCGUCAUUUGUUGGUCUUCGGACAGAUUGCAUUUUUUCGCUAAGCAAUCAGACCACCACCAUUAGCUGCAGCACUCAUCAAAAAUAAAAUCCCGUUGUCUCAGUGAUUUGAUUUGCUCGUAAAAACUGCUGUUGCUGUGCGGCGAAAAAUUUGGAAGUUUUAUAGGACUAGUAAACGAAUCACCAGAAACGAGUGCCGCAGCCCCAACCAGAAAGGCUUUUUCGCUCUUUUGUACGGGGCCUGGUUUGCAGCAAAAGUUACAAAGAUAGAUACCGUGUGGGGUUGGGCCUCUGCCCCGCUGCGCCUUGCGGCUAACAGAAUGGGCGACGUUCUGAUCUCUGAUCGACCUCCGUCUCCAGCGAGACUAUCACACACGUCGGAAAAACAUCCGCGUGUAACGCUAACCGAACUGAAUGUCCUCCGUCGGCAUCGUGAACUGUGCGACGUGGUAAUAAACGUGAGCGGGCGAAAGAUCUUCGCCCAUCGGGUUAUACUGUCAGCAUGCAGUCCAUAUUUCCGGGCCAUGUUCACCGGCGAGUUGGAAGAAUCCCGUCAGACUGAAGUAACCAUUAGAGAUAUAGAUGAAAAUGCAAUGGAACUGUUGAUCGAUUUCUGCUACACUUCGCACAUUGUUGUUGAAGAAUCCAACGUCCAGACAUUGCUUCCAGCGGCUUGUUUACUGCAACUGGCCGAAAUUCAAGAUAUUUGCUGUGAAUUCUUAAAGCGACAGCUGGAUCCGACCAACUGUUUGGGCAUUCGAGCUUUUGCCGAUACGCACUCCUGCCGCGAGUUGCUUCGGAUUGCAGAUAAAUUUACGCAGCACAAUUUCCAAGAAGUGAUGGAAAGCGAAGAGUUCUUGUUGCUGCCAGUCGGCCAGCUGGUAGAUAUCAUUUGCAGCGAUGAGUUGAAUGUCCGUUCCGAAGAGCAAGUGUUUAAUGCAGUGAUGGCCUGGUUGAAAUACAAUGUUGCUGAACGGCGACAACAUUUGGCACAGGUGUUGCAGCAUGUACGAAUGCCGCUGCUUAGUCCAAAAUUUCUUGUUGGCACAGUGGGAUCGGAUCUGCUCGUACGAUCCGAUGAAGCAUGUCGUGAUUUAGUAGACGAGGCAAAGAAUUACUUGUUGCUUCCACAAGAGCGACCCUUAAUGCAAGGACCACGCACACGGCCCAGGAAACCAACGCGACGAGGUGAAGUGUUGUUCGCUGUUGGUGGCUGGUGCUCUGGAGACGCAAUUGCUUCUGUUGAACGAUUUGAUCCGGAGACUGCAGACUGGAAGAUGGUCGCUCCGAUGAGCAAGCGUCGUUGUGGCGUUGGGGUUGCUGUGCUAAAUGACCUCUUGUAUGCUGUCGGUGGACAUGAUGGCCAGAGCUAUCUGAAUAGCAUUGAACGGUACGAUCCGCAAACAAAUCAGUGGAGCUGCGAUGUUGCUCCGACGACCAGUUGCCGAACGAGUGUUGGGGUAGCGGUGCUGGACGGAUUUCUUUAUGCCGUCGGUGGUCAGGACGGAGUUCAAUGUUUGAAUCACGUGGAACGGUAUGAUCCGAAGGAGAAUAAGUGGUCUAAGGUAGCACCGAUGACCACGCGCCGGCUUGGUGUAGCCGUCGCUGUGUUGGGAGGAUAUCUGUACGCAAUUGGUGGCUCGGAUGGCCAGUGCCCAUUGAACACGGUUGAGAGGUACGACCCGCGACAGAAUAAGUGGUGUGCCGUUAGUCCUAUGUCGACCAGGCGGAAACAUUUGGGCUGUGCCGUGUUUAACAACUUCAUCUACGCGGUUGGCGGUCGAGAUGACUGCAUGGAGCUGUCUUCGGCAGAGCGAUACAACCCGCACACGAACUCGUGGAGUCCUAUCGUUGCGAUGACGUCUCGCAGAAGUGGGGUCGGUCUUGCCGUGGUGAACGGUCAGCUGUACGCUGUGGGCGGCUUCGACGGUACCGCCUAUCUGAAAACCAUCGAAGUGUACGAUCCGGAAACGAACCAGUGGCGCCUGUGCGGUUGUAUGAACUAUCGACGACUUGGGGGUGGCGUUGGAGUCAUGAGAGCCCCGCAAACCGAGAACUAUAUGUGGAUACGCAAAGAUUCUGUUGUUUAACAUUCAUACACAUUCGACUAGUUCAUACAUAUAAACAGUUCACAAAAUCUUUCGCACGCCUGCUAAUGGCUGUGUGUGUGAAAUAGCGCAAAAUAUUGGUUACAAUCGGAUUUUUCAUAACGUCAGGAGAGUUCACUGCAAUUCAGGGAAGAAACACAAUUAUUACACUAAAAACGUGCAUCACGAAAGCUCUUUCAUGCUUCGCAAUGGUAAAUGAAAAUUCGAACAAGUGAAAAAUAUUCGGGAAUGAUUCGAAGCCUUUAAAAAAAAACAUUAUCUCUAGUACUAAACAUCCGUUUAUAAUAGAAAACUCCAUAAGUCACAAUUGAAACUGAAAACUGCACUUGCACACGCUAGAUGGUAGAACAAUUUACGCUAAUUAAGCUAGUAAGUUCAGUUAGGCACCACACAUCACGCAUCGACGCUUAGGGGCCUGAGCCAUAUGAGUUGCAUGCUCGAAAUCAGCUUAUUAAACACGUUUCAAGCCGCAAGUUACUCCAUAUAAAUCAUCGCCCGUGUAUUCCAUUUUCGUUCCGAAAUAAUUUUCAAAUUACGCGCUGUGCAAAUUGUGUUGCUGUGCUAAAUCGGUGUGUUUUUGUUUCACAGAUCAUGCACUGUGGGUGUUAACACAUAUGAUAAUCACUUUUGUUUUUUUUUGUUUCGAUCUCAUCUCACCUUAUAAUGCAACACGUAUGUUUUUUUUAAUGUUUUAUAACAUUUUUGUCGACUUUUAACGCCUAGAGAAAUUACUAUCGUUAACGAAAACAGUUGAAAACGAAAGAUUUGAAGAUAAAUCCCUCUAGAUUAAACAAUUCUCAUUGUGAUUAAUGUUAAGAUAAUGAAAGAAUCGAUGGUGAUUCAAACUAAAAAAAAUGUUAGCUAGUAAGAAACGGUGAUCGCUUAUUUUAUUCGAGUAAUGUUUCUCCUUGUAAUCGGAGAUAUUCUUUCUGGACAAUCCGUUCUGGCUGUCAGACUGGUCAGACAGGUUCAGUUUCAAAGUUAAGCUCGGGCGGUUUUCUAAAGCAAAGUAGGAAACAAUCGAGCCGCCGAUCAGUGGGGUAUACACUCUUAUUACGCCUGCGAGUAGCACCUAAAAUUCGAAGCUGGUAAGGGAUGUUACUUUCAGCUUUUUUAUUAUUAUUUUCCUCUUAUACAAGCUGAAAAAAUAUAUAUUGAGUAUAAAUUAUUACUAAAGAAAGGAAGUUGUUGAAUAAAAAA
Messenger RNA from Sabethes cyaneus, 3457 nucleotides. RefSeq names its product kelch-like protein diablo (gene dbo). Bases 470 to 2239 code for a protein of 589 amino acids. Lineage: Eukaryota; Metazoa; Arthropoda; Insecta; Diptera; Culicidae. The record is from RefSeq and is a predicted model, not a curated record. The transcript has 5 exons. Gene Ontology annotation, molecular function: protein binding.